UGGGCCCAUUUGCUCUGCUCCUGAAAGUCCUCAAAAUGGGUUCUGAUGUUCGUGACCUCAACACUCUUCUCCCUCCAGUUCCACCGCUGCCCGGUGGAAACGGUAACUGUACUCUUCCAGUGAGCAGCACCCCACAAUGGCCUCCGAUGUUGGACUUUCACACCGGAGCGCCAUACGGCUCGCUGGCCCAGCACUCCUUCAUCAAGCAGGAGCCCAGUUGGGGAACAGCUGACCCUCAUGAAGACCCUCACUGUGGGUUGAGUGCCUUUACCGUGCACUUCUCCGGACAGUUCACUGGCACAGGGGCCUGCAGGUACGGAGCCUUCGGGGCCCCUGCAGCAAGCCAACCUCCACCCAGCCAACCAAGGAUGUUCAGCAACAGCCCUUACCUGUCCAACUGCAUGGACAGCCAAUCCAGCUCCAGGAAUCAAGGUUACGGCACGGUUGCUUUUGACGGCGCCUCAAACUAUGGCCACACGCCUUCACACCACACCCCGCAGUUCCCCAACCACUCCUUCAAACACGAGGACUCAAUCACACAGCAGAGCAACAUGGGGGAUCAGCAGUAUCCCGUUCCUCCUCCAGUGUAUGGCUGUCACACUCCUUCUGACAGUUGCACAGGAAGUCAAGCUCUGCUGCUGAGAAACCCAUACAACAGCAGCGAUAAUUUAUAUCAAAUGGCGUCACAGUUGGAGUGCAUGGGGUGGAAUCCUGUCAACUCUCUGGCGUCCACUAUAAAGAGCCAUCCAGGAGGUUAUGAGAGCGACCCCAGCACACCCAUGGUCUACAGCUGCAGCACUCAGUACCGUAUUCACACCCAUGGCGUCUUCAGAGGCCUUCAGGAUGUGCGGAGAGUACCGGGCAUCACUCCUGCCAUUGUGCGUUCAACCGAGACCAACGAAAAAAGGCCAUUCAUGUGCGCCUACCCUGGCUGCAACAAAAGAUAUUUUAAACUGUCGCACUUACAGAUGCACAGCCGUAAACACACAGGGGAGAAACCCUAUCAGUGUGACUUCACAGACUGUGGUCGCAGGUUCUCCAGAUCAGACCAGCUAAAACGACACCAGAGAAGACACACAGGCGUUAAGCCAUUCCAGUGUGAAACCUGUCAGAGAAAGUUUUCACGUUCAGACCACCUUAAGACCCACACCCGGACACAUACAGGUAAAACAAGUGAGAAGCCCUUCAACUGCAGAUGGCCAAACUGUCAGAAGAAGUUUGCCAGGUCAGAUGAGCUCGUCCGGCACCACAACAUGCACCAGAGGAAUCUGACCAAACUCCAGCUAACCAUCUGAACCCUUGUCCCAAACACAGAAACGGCAGGAAAUAAUCUUGUUUUCCUUUAAGCGUUCAGGUCUUGGAGUUACAACACAAGACAAAGCUACUCUUUAUCUGCAUGUGCAGCGCCACCUAGAGGAACAAGCUCCAAACCUGGCCAUGAAACACCAUUACUGUGGUGCCAAUAAACAACUGUGUUUCCAGUGAGAAAACAUUAUGUCCUUAAGGCAAGACACUGCAGGUCGAUUGAUUACAUUAAAAAUUCAAAUGGUUUUUUUUAUAUCUUAAGUUUUCUAAAAUGUAAUGUUAAGAUAUGUAAACGAAGUAUUAUUUAAUUAAAUAUGUGCUCAUUUGCAUAUGCUUCUACACAGUAUGUUUGGUAAAGUUUUUUUAAAAGUAGUAUAUUACAAUCUUGAGUCACUUUUUUUUUUUUACAAAAAAGUAACUAAAUGUGUUAUUAUAUACAUAUAACUUGGUUAUUUU
This is a messenger RNA of Danio rerio (zebrafish), 1761 nucleotides long. RefSeq names its product WT1 transcription factor a (gene wt1a). Gene Ontology annotation, molecular function: DNA binding. NCBI's taxonomy places the organism in Eukaryota, Metazoa, Chordata, Actinopteri, Cypriniformes, Danionidae. Gene Ontology annotation, cellular component: nucleolus; nuclear speck; nucleus. Gene Ontology annotation, biological process: positive regulation of transcription by RNA polymerase II; regulation of transcription by RNA polymerase II; kidney development. The record is from RefSeq and is marked validated.